GGAAAAGAACGCAAAAUAACGUGUGCGCUACUUUUCGCACGUGUGCUAAUAAAUGCACAGCGGUAUGUAACGCACAGCGGUAUGUAACGCAUGCGCGCUAAUUAACGCACGCUCACAGCGGUAAGUAACGCAUGCGCGCUAAUUAACGCACGCCCACAGCGGUACGUAACGCAUGCGUGUUAAUUAGCACACGCAGCAUAAAACUGGCGCCAUUUUGCACAUUUGCCCUGGGAGAGCACAGAAGUGCUAGAGAUUUUUUUUUGGGUGAUAUUGGUGAUAUUGAUAUUGAUAUAGUUAUGGCAAGCAAAAAAAAGGUUGCUAAAAGGAGGGAGCACAUUGAAACACCUGCGGUGUCAGCCAGCUCUGGCACUGAUGCAGAAGAGGUGCUGCUUUAUCAAGGCAGCCCUGAUGUAUUAGAGGGUACAGAGUACCAGCCCCAGGAGGAGAGUGGUGAGAGCGGAGAGAGUGAGGAGGUUCCCCCCACCUCAUCAUCUGGGAAGAGGAAGAGACAGCAGGAGGGGAGGCUUCGCCAGCUCAAGUUCUCAGAGUUUGAAAACGAGGCACUGGUGGAGGGGCUGGUGCCUGUGUACCAUAGCGUUAUAGGCAAAUAUGCCACUAAAACGCCCACAGACAGAAAAACCAAAGCAUGGAAGGACAUUGCGGAGCAUGUUAACAGUGUGGGCGCAUGUCUCCGCAAUGUCCAUCAGUGUAAGAAAAGAUAUCAGGACAUUAAGAGGUGCCUGAAAAAAAAGCUGGCAGAGGAGUCCAGAUACAGAUCAGGAACUGGAGGAGGGCCUGCUAAGAGGGUGCAUUACACCCGUUAUGAGGAGCUGCUGCUGCCGUUCCUACACCGGGAGAGCGUGAGCGGUGUGUCCGGAACCUUCGAUACAGACCGGAAUGUUGGCCAAGGUGUUAAACAAUCUUUUUCUCAAACAGAUUCUUCUCCACCUGGGCCGAGCAGACGCAGACCAACGGCAUCUGCUCCCGUUCCAGGUGGUCGCUCCUCGUCUGGGCUCUACUCCCCACGCUGCGAUCCUGAAAUUGAAGGAGAGGGAUUUAGUGGGGAGGCAAGCGAGAGAGGGUCCCACGUCAGUGGCAGCGGCGUGGCCUUCUCCUCAGAUGAGGAGCCGGCCAAUAUUCCCCAGCAGCAGCAGCUCCCAACCCAGCCCACCGGAGAGAAUGUGGCCCCCAGGGAACAGGCUAAAAAUAGGUUCCACAAAUCUCUAAUUAUGCACCACAAAGCACUUAUGCGAAAAAUGGACCAACUGCAUGUCGACUUGUGUGUGGUCACUAAUGCCUACAAUGCAGGUCAGGCAAGGCAAGCCGCACACGAGUCGGCAAUGCUAAGCCUCUAUCAAAAUAGCGAGGCACGAAGGGCCCAACAUGAGGCAAAGAUGGAGAGCCUCAAGCAGGCCAGACAUGCUAAAAAAUCCCAACAUGAGGCAAAGAUGGAGAGCCUCAAGCAGGCCAGACAUGAACAAAAUCCCAACAUGAGGCUGCCAUGUUGAGCCUGCAGGAGGAGCUGGUAGAGCUUAAAAGACAAAAACUGGCUCUGUUGGCAGAACAAAAUGCUAGAGAAAAACAACAAAUUGCUGCACAAAAGCCAACAGAGCCCACAAGCUCUACCAGCGCAGCUCCCCCUCCUGCAGGUUCAACAAGGCAGCUUUGCAAGAGAAAAUAAAUUGGGCACGGUGCAAUUAGAGAUUUGUGGAACCUAUCUUUUAUUUGGCCUGGUUUUUUUUUUUUUUUCCUUACUUUCUUGCCAGGUGUUAACCCUUU
Xenopus tropicalis (tropical clawed frog) is the source of this 1779-nucleotide messenger RNA. RefSeq lists its product as uncharacterized. The transcript has 4 exons. The record is from RefSeq and is a predicted model, not a curated record. Bases 297 to 1508 code for a protein of 403 amino acids. NCBI's taxonomy places the organism in Eukaryota, Metazoa, Chordata, Amphibia, Anura, Pipidae.